Molecule: messenger RNA, 330 nt
Organism: Triticum turgidum subsp. durum (durum wheat)
Lineage: Eukaryota; Viridiplantae; Streptophyta; Magnoliopsida; Poales; Poaceae
Source: the annotation of a GenBank genome assembly
AUGGCCGUCGGGCGCUGGGUGCUUCCUGGUGUGCCGUGGACAGAGCGUCGGAGGACUUUGUCAUUGGACGGGCGUCGCGCUCAAGACAUUGUUGCGCCUUCAAAUGCGUCAGAGAUCUCUCCGCUGUUGCGGACUCCUACUCCGCUGCUUCCAGCGUGGAGUGCGCGCGUUGCUAGGGUCGUCGUCACCACCACCAGAACAGGCGUCGCGAGCAUGUCGGUGCAGAUCCUAGAGCCGGACUUACAAUGUACGCCGCUGCCAGUGCAGGCUUUUGAGCCGGCCGCGCAAGCGCAGCACUUCGCGCCUCUGGUGCCCGCGGUGAUCAACUAA